Molecule: messenger RNA, 2997 nt
Organism: Echinococcus granulosus
Lineage: Eukaryota; Metazoa; Platyhelminthes; Cestoda; Cyclophyllidea; Taeniidae
Product: Teneurin-2
Exons: 6
Coding region: 1-2997 (998 amino acids)
Biological process (GO): motor neuron axon guidance
Source: RefSeq, a predicted model, not a curated record
AUGCAUCAUCGAAGUGCGCACAGAGGACAUUUGCGGUCGGAAUAUGCCGGGGAGGGCCAGAUAAAAGAAGCCUUCUGGGGAUCCUCGAACUACCGCUUGAGUUAUGAUUCGAGACGACGUCUGCGCACAGCUGAAAUCGGCAGUACGCUCAACACACUGGUCUUUGACUACCAAAACCCCACUCUGUCCCACCUGCUAACCGAAAUUUCAGUCAGCGGAGUGGGAACUUACCGUCUGGUAUACAAACACGAUCCUCUUACCGGUGAAAACGGUCUUUCGCACAUCAUCACACCCCUAGGUUUAUAUCGAACCUUCUCCCUCUUCACCAGUCUCGGUGUAGAACGUCUAACUUUCUUUCCAUGGGCUCUGGAUGCUGGAUCCACCAAUGCUGCAGCUUUCACCUUUGACUGGGAGACUCGUAUUCCACCCUCUGCCGCCUUCCAUGGGUACCCUCUUGCCCGUUUUACUUGGCCUUCGGGUCGACGCGUCAAUCAUUUGUUGGCAAAGCGUCUUAUCGUCUACGACAAUGUUCAGAUCCACUGGGAUCGUGAAGAACUAACUGAUUCUACCUCUGUGAGCCUCCAGGAUGCAAUCAACGAGUUCCAGAUAGAUGAAAAGCGUCAGUUUAGUGCUGGAACACUGGUGACUUAUGUCAGAGGUGAUUUGAGUCUUGCCGGCACUCGAAGAGUAGAUUCUGCUGGUGGAAAACUCCUGGCGUAUAGUUAUGAAUAUGAGUAUGAUCAAAGUUUCUUGACCGCUUUUCUGUCGGUAAAAGAGUCAAAGCGCCAGGAAGUAAUAAUCAACGUCACCUUUGAGUACAGUGGAGAUGGCCUUCUACCAUCAGACAUGAGUUUGGAAACCAUUGAAGAUGUUCCAAUGCGUACUCACUACAGACGGGGUCCUGGAGGCCGUAUUGAAGGCAUAGACUGUGAGGUGAUUGGUUCCAGUCGUCGUCGUCACGUCCAAGUGGUUUACAACGAGGAAUCCAGGGUCUCUGACAUUCGCCACUAUAUUUCUGAUUCCCAGUUUGCCAAAGCAGGAAAUAGUGAGAGUAAACACAUCUCUACAAAAUUCGUCUACGAACGUGGUCUCCUUGCAGGAUUCGGAAACUGGAAGUAUGUCUUUGAUGAGAACGGUUGCCUUAUUGAACGUCGAUUGCGGGACUCUAGAAGCAUUGAGGAUCUAUUUGAAUACAAUAGCAAGGGUCUGCUUCGAUGGGUGGAGCGACGGGUUAUGCCUUCGUCGGCAGAUGAGGCCCAACUGAAGCAGAAGCAACAAUCUGUUUCAGAUGAUCCCCUUUGCAAUGGUCUUGAGAGCGCCUGCUACCAUCAGGAAAUAGGUCUCGUGAUGGACUAUGCCGUUCAGUUUCUCUACGACGCCGAAGACCGCCUAGUAGUGGUACGAAACACACUGGCAAUCAAUGAUAUGAUCCAAUUCUUCUACGCCCAUCCACAGCAUCGCAACCGCUUGACAUCUUUUUUCCAUCAUGGGAAAGGAAAGGCGUAUUUUCUGACGUAUGAGCAAAAAACUGGCCACCUAUUUGCCAUCGAAGAGGUGGAUCUGUCCGUCAUUGGUGAUUCGAAUUCCGAACGGAAGCUGUAUAUCGUUAUUACCGAUACAGAAGGUUCACCCAUUGCACUCUACGCCGACGAAAAGAUUCUCUGGACGGCUGAAUACAGUGCAACUGGAGGCCGACGUUUGGUAAAUGGUGGAUUUCUCAACGCCUCACUUUUGGACGAUUUUACUGUUCCUCUUGGAUACCGUGGCGCACUUAUGGAUCUACACACCGGAUUCCUGUUCCAUACACCCACCUGGCAAGCUUAUGAUCCCAUUGGGGCCACUUUGACAAGCCCCGACUGGCGUCGAGUUGCCACUUCCCGUCUCCAACGGCUCCACAGUCACCCACAAGCUCUAGAUCUUCACACUUGGUUCUCUGAAAGCAGUGAUUUGGAUCCGCUAGCCCGAUUGCAGCAAGCGAUGCAAGGUCCGGCUUGGUGGUUGCGCGGUCUUGAUAGUGGAAUUAACCGUCUCUUUUCACAUCUUCAAGUAGAAACUGGAGCCGUUUCAGCCUCAUCAAUGGAGGGAGAGUACAAUCACUUACCAACGAAGUGCAAUCAAGGCCUAGUAAUAACUUCUAGACGACUUCAACAAGCUAGACACAUCAACGAUCAAUUAGAACAACUUGGUAUUGUUGAUACGACAAGACUGGCAUCUAAUAAGGCCUUUGGAGCGUGGUUUGAUGCAGUCUGUCCAAUUGCUAGAAUUAAGACUACUCCUCCGGUUUUUGGUGUUAAUGUCAGUUUCUCUCUCUCCUCCGAUGGAACAAUAUCUGUUUCUCGAAGUGAAAACAACGUAUCUCUCAUCAGGAUUGCUAGGGUUCUUUUCUCCGGCGCAAAGCUGAUGGACUCUUGGUACCUUCCCAUACCUUCUCACGGUGGAAUGGCAGCUGUCACCUCCUUUGUUCAACUCUUUGUCAAAGUUGCACCAUCUCUGAACACUGAUCUGCAAACCCUACAACUUCAACGUUCCGCUCUUCUUUCCCAAACUCCAAUUCGUUUGGGAGGCAGUGUGUCACCACUUAGUGGAGUUAUGGUGAGUUUAGACAACUCUGCAGGUACUGAAUUACGCAUCAGCUCUGCAGUAUCGCCAGGAGUUGAAUGGCGGCUUCGAUAUGAAGAGAACUGGACAGUGGCAAGUGGACGGGUACUUCAGGAGGCCCGAAGUCGAGGUAUAGAUGGUGCUCAACGGCGAGCAGCCUUAAUAGCAGGUAACAGUGUUCGCGGACCACGAACCUCACCAAAACCUUGGCCUCCAUGGCUUUCUACUUCAGCAGAAAUGCGCCAAAUGGAAAGUGAGGGUGGCGUUGUAAAGGGAUUCGUCUGGAAGCCGGUUAUUCGAGAGCCCAAGAAGGCGGCAGUUCUCACUGAACUCCUGGACGAUCCUGCUAUGUACCAAUUGCGACCAGUGAAUGAGAAAUCUGUAUCAAAUGAGAAUUGA